Messenger RNA from Orbicella faveolata, 521 nucleotides. RefSeq lists its product as uncharacterized. The record is from RefSeq and is a predicted model, not a curated record. NCBI's taxonomy places the organism in Eukaryota, Metazoa, Cnidaria, Anthozoa, Scleractinia, Merulinidae.
AUGUUGUUUAAAGUUGUUCUCCAGUCGACUGUCUUGUUUUUAAUAUUCACAACAGCUAACACAGUGGACCACAGUAGAGGAGUCUACAUGCAUGAUCAUCCAGACUUCCCAUCAGUGAUUGGAGGUCCCGGUGGUCCAUAUAGAACCCAUUAUCUCCACUCUCGGUUUGGAAUUGGUCAUAAACAUAGACGCGCAGUAAAAUCGAAAAACGAGAUGCUGAGGAUGUUUUAUAACAGGCCUCAGCAGAGAGACGAACAACAUUAGCCUUCCCCAUACGUCGAAGAGGCUUUCCACGCACUGGUUUUAAUUUCAGAGCAUAGCUACAAAAACAGAGAUGCUAAUUUUUGGAGCACAUGCUAUGCAGACUGAAUUCAUUCGCAAACAGUAUAAACAGAAAAGUAUAAUUAGAACAGUUAAAACUAGGAGUUACAAUUAGAAAUAUAGAACAUGAGCAAAUAUUAAUGUAACCUUCUUUUUGCACGAAACUUGCAGAUUAAAUAUAGUUCUUAGGUGAAUUCCAU